Molecule: messenger RNA, 1660 nt
Organism: Panicum virgatum (switchgrass)
Lineage: Eukaryota; Viridiplantae; Streptophyta; Magnoliopsida; Poales; Poaceae
Product: equilibrative nucleotide transporter 3-like
Exons: 7
Coding region: 395-1510 (371 amino acids)
Biological process (GO): nucleoside transmembrane transport
Cellular component (GO): plasma membrane
Molecular function (GO): nucleoside transmembrane transporter activity
Source: RefSeq, a predicted model, not a curated record
AUCUCCAGGGUCGGCAGAGUGAAUUAGGCAUGGAGUAUGAUGACGGAGACUCCGGAGCUGGUAAAACUCAGGUUUGUGCUAGUUGUUCUUGCUAAAGAGAUGUUUUCAGUAUUUUUCACAUGCCAAAUAUUUGUGUUUGGAUUACUGCAAUCCCGGUAACAGGGGAAGUCUUGAGGCAUUUUCAUCUGUUGGGUUCUUGGAAACGGAUGUUUGUUUGGGUUCAACGGGCUGCUUACAAUUGAAGAUUACUACUCAUACAUCUUCCCAGUAUGAAUAUCUGCAUGCCUGUUACUUCCAUCAGUUUUUCCUAGAUGUUUUUUUUAUAAAAAGAAUCUCAAAUUUACAUGAAAUUUUUCUGGUUCAUAUAAGCAGUUUAACAAAUUAUGCCUUCUGAAUGCAGAAGUACCAUCCAACUAGAAUUAUAACUCUCACCUAUCAGCCCUUUGUUCUUGCCACAACCGCCAUAUUUACGUAUCAUGAGGCGAAGGUCAACACUAGGUUGCGGAACUUGGCAGGAUACAUGCUAUUCUUCUUGAGUUCAUUUGGAGUGAUUAUUCUGGAUGUCUUAUCUUCAGGAGGCGGUGGAAUUGUCCCAUUCGUUGGUGUAUGCAUUAUUGCCGCUGCUUUUGGCAUAGCAGAUGGUCAUGUGCAAGGUGGGAUGACUGGUGAUCUGUCUCUAAUGUGCCCGGAAUUCGUUCAGUCAUUCUUUGCUGGAAUAGCUGCAUCGGGUGCAAUAACUGCGGCACUGAGGUUCUUCACAAAGGCGGUUUUUGAGAAUUCCAGAGAUGGGCUUCGCAAAGGAGCUAUGUUAUUCUCCUCAAUAUCAUGCUUCUUUGAGCUGCUAUGCGUUCUACUUUAUGCUUUUGUAUUCCCUAAGUUGCCAAUUGUGAAAUUCUACCGUUCAAGAGCGGCGUCUGAGGGGUCCCUGACGGUCACUGCUGACCUAGCUGCUGGAGGCAUCAAAAGUCACUCAAAUCCAUUGGCUGAAGAAGCUCAUGCUGACACUGAACAAUUAAGCAAUAAGCAGUUGCUGCACCAGAAUAUGGACUAUGCUCUGGACAUCUUCUUGAUCUAUAUCCUGACACUAUCGAUUUUUCCCGGGUUUUUGGCUGAAGACACUGGGUCACAUAGUUUGGGUUCUUGGUAUGUGCUUGUCUUGAUCGCAAGCUUUAAUGUGUCCGACCUGAUCGGAAGAUACCUGCCUCUGAUUGAGCAAAUCAAGCUGACAUCCAGAAAGGGGCUACUACUCGCAGUCAUAUCAAGGUUCCUGCUCAUCCCUGCGUUCUACUUCACUGCGAAGUAUGGUGAUCAGGGCUGGAUGAUCAUGUUAACAUCGUUUCUUGGAUUGAGCAAUGGACAUCUCACUGUCUGCGUCCUCACUGAGGCUCCCAAAGGCUACAAGGGUCCAGAACAAAAUGCCUUAGGAAACCUGCUGGUGCUUUUCCUCUUGGCAGGUAUAUUUGUUGGCGCUGUUUCUGAUUGGUUGUGGCUCAUAGGCAAAGGAUGGUGAAGCCAAACUAUUUUUUUUCACGGGUCAACCACGCAAACAAGCAGAUCACAACUGAUAUCUCGUUUUAGUUGUUGACAGAAAAGUGUUUUCUUUUUCCAUCGCAAAUUAACAUGAAUGAGCCUAUUCACAUGGUAUGCACUUGUUACAGUA